AGGAGUUUUACAGUGUCAGGUUCUACAUUUAAACCUUUAACCCCUUUUGAGUUGAUUUUUCUGUGUGGUGUAAGCUAAAGAACUUCCUCAAAGGUGGGCUACCGAGUUAAAGACCGAAAGAACUUCCUCAAAGCUCUGCCUGCUCAGAACUCUGCUCAGCCAAGAAGGAAACACAGGAGGAAGAAUGGCUGCAGGACUGCUGACGACCUGGUCACAAAACUCAGUGACCUUCCAGGAAGUAGCAGUGGACUUUUCCCAGGAGGAGUGGGCAUUGCUGGACCCUGCUCAGAAAACUCUAUACAGAGAUGUGAUGCUGGAUAACUUCAGGAACCUGGCCUCAGUGGGUUAUCAGCUCUGCAAACACAGUCUGAUCUGUAGGGUAGACCAGGAAGAGCUGAAGACAGAGGAAAGAGGAAUUCUCCAGGGUACCUGUGGAGACUGGGAAACUCAACUUAAAAGAAAAGAUACCGCUGCUAUGCAGAAUGUUUCCGGAGAGAAAACAUCCAAUGGCAUAAAAAUGGCACAAACUCAACCUGGUGAGAAACUCUUGGAAUGUAACCAUUGCGGGAAAUUCAAAAAGAACUCUCAUCUUAUUUGUACAAGAUAUUGCAAGGGAGAGAAAUCCUAUAAAUAUGCAGGAUGUGGCAAAUUCUUCAGCCUCCCCUCAACUCUUAGAACGCACAUGAAUAUUCACACUGGAGAGAAAACUCCUGAACUUAAUGAUUGUGGAAAAGCUUUCAAUACAGAGCUCUCCCUCAGAAAAUAUUUAAGAACAUUCACAGGAGAUAAGUCUCAUAGGUGUGAUCAAUGUAGUAUGUCCUUCAUCCUACACUCUUCCUCCUCAACACAUGAGCACAUACCUACUCAAGAGAAACUCAGUGAAUGCAGUGACUAUAGAAAAAAGUCUCCCCUUAAAGACCAGAAAAAAGGAUAUACUGUGAACGAGAAUUUGGAAUGUAGUGAACAGGGGAAAGCUUUCACUGACUCUUUAUUCCUUCAGAAAUGUGUCAGAACUCAAACUGGAGAGAAACCCUAUGAAUGCAGUAACUGUGGGAAAGCCUUUAUUUUUCAGUCUUCUCUUAAGAAACACAUGCGAUCUCAUACUGGAGAGAAACCUUAUGAGUGCAAUCAUUGUGGAAAAUCCUUCAGCCAGAGCUCUCAUCUUAAUGUGCACAAAAGAACUCACACUGGAGAGAAACCCUUUGACUGUAAGGAAUGUGGGAAGGCAUUCACUGUUCCUUCGUCCCUUCAGAAACAUGUCAGAACCCACACUGGAGAGAAACCCUAUGAAUGCAGUAACUGUGGAAAAGCCUUCAUUGAUCAAUCAUCACUUAAGAAACACACACGGUCCCAUACUGGAGAGAAACCUUAUGAGUGUAAUCAAUGUGGAAAGUCCUUCAGUACAGGUUCUUAUCUUAUUGUGCAUAAGAGAACUCACACUGGAGAGAAAACCUAUGAGUGUAAAGAAUGUGGGAAGACAUUUAGGAAUUCCUCUUGCUUGAGAGUACAUGUAAGAACUCACACUGGGGAGAAGCCUUAUAAAUGUAUUCAGUGUGAAAAAGCCUUCAGCACAAGCACUAACCUCAUAAUGCACAAGCGAAUACAUACUGAGCAGAAACUCUUUGAAUAAAAUUACUUUGUGAUAAUGUAUGUUAUCCUUCAUGCC
Carlito syrichta (Philippine tarsier) is the source of this 1666-nucleotide messenger RNA. It is a transcript of the gene ZNF177, whose product is annotated as zinc finger protein 177. NCBI's taxonomy places the organism in Eukaryota, Metazoa, Chordata, Mammalia, Primates, Tarsiidae. The coding region runs from base 185 to 1630 and encodes 481 amino acids. The record is from RefSeq and is a predicted model, not a curated record. Gene Ontology annotation, biological process: regulation of immune system process; regulation of cytokine production; negative regulation of transcription by RNA polymerase II. The transcript is spliced from 7 exons.